This is a messenger RNA of Pelodiscus sinensis (Chinese soft-shelled turtle), 651 nucleotides long. NCBI's taxonomy places the organism in Eukaryota, Metazoa, Chordata, Testudines, Trionychidae. The record is from RefSeq and is a predicted model, not a curated record.
ACGGGUCAGGAGGAGAUUAGGUCCCUGUUGUUGAGCUGUGAGCCAGCCCCACCCUCCCCCACCUGGGCAGGGUAUAAAUCCCAGCCCGGCUCAGCGCUGGGCAGAGACCUGGCUCCUGGCAGCAGCAUGAAGUCAGGGACCAUCUUCCUCCUCCUGGGGCUCCUGGCCCUCUGGGCCGAGCUGCCACCUGCGGCUGGACGGAGACCUGGGGUCUGUCCCUCGGUCAAAGGGGUUGUGGGGAUCUGUGUGGAACUGUGCAACGGAGACGAGUCCUGUCCUCCAGGGCAAAAGUGCUGCAGUAACGGGUGUGGCCAUGUGUGCAGAGGAGUGAUAACCAGAGGGAGACCUGGGACCUGCCCCACACCCACGGGCCAGGGGGCCUGUGUGGAGAGAUGCCGAGGAGAUGAUUCCUGUCCUCCAUGGCAAAAGUGCUGCAGUAACGGGUGCGGACACGAGUGUAAGCAACCGGUACCCAGAGUGAAACCUGGGCUCUGCCCCAUUCACAUCGGCCCAGGAACCUGUGAGAUGGGCUGCGAUGGAGACGAGUCCUGUCCUGCAAGGGAAAAGUGCUGCAGUAAGGGGUGUGGCCAGGUCUGCAAGCGACCUAUAACCAGAGGGAAAACACCACAGCAGCCCAACACUGGAGUAUGA